Molecule: messenger RNA, 1755 nt
Organism: Boleophthalmus pectinirostris (great blue-spotted mudskipper)
Lineage: Eukaryota; Metazoa; Chordata; Actinopteri; Gobiiformes; Gobiidae
Gene: orc5
Product: origin recognition complex, subunit 5
Exons: 14
Coding region: 137-1474 (445 amino acids)
Biological process (GO): DNA replication initiation; DNA replication
Cellular component (GO): nucleus; nuclear origin of replication recognition complex
Molecular function (GO): DNA replication origin binding
Source: RefSeq, a predicted model, not a curated record
AGGAAGUGAGAGUGUGACGAGAGGACACGCGCGAAACAACCAACAACAGAGAGAAAAGUGAGGACGCUCUUCUCUCGCCUUGUUACUACUGAUAGUUUUCUACGCGUGUUUGUGGUUUAGUUGUUGAAAACGCGGAAUGACUGGACCGCUGCAACACCCGGGAUAUGACGAGGAGAAACUCCAGAAGGUGGCAGAGCUGUUACCGUGCCGGGAGGCUCAGGCUGGGCUCCUGUUGUCUCUCAUGGGCCAGCCUGAGCAUCCCUGUUACCCUUCAGUUUUUAUCUAUGGGCAUCGAGCCUCUGGGAAGAGCCAUGUACUAAAUAUUUUAAUGAAACAACUAGAGCUGCCCCAUGCCAUGGUCAGCUGUGUUGAAUGUCUCUCAGUGGCAUUGCUUUUUGAACAAGUACUACAAUCCUUCUUUGGGGCUGAUGCUGCCUCUCUGCUCCCUCGUGGUCCGUCUCUGUCUGAUUUUAUCCGCAUCUACAGACAACAGAGCUCAGAGUCACCUGCCAAAGAGACCAGAUACAUUAUAAUGGAAAAGGCUGAGAUGUUGAGGGACGCAGACGCCAAUCUACUUCCUGCUCUGCUCCGUCUUCAGGAACUGGUUGAAGACAAUGUUACAGUGAUUCUGCUCAGUGAAAUUGUGUGGGAUAAAUUCAGACCAAACACUGGUUGUUUCGAGCCCCUCCUGCUGCAUUUCCCAGACUACAGUAAAGGUGAGCUGCAGCAGAUAUUGUCAAAGGAUAAGCAUCCUUCAUAUUCAGCAGAGUUUUACUCUUCGUACAUCAACAUCUUGUUGGGUGUUUUCUACUCUGUUUGUCGGGACCUCCGAGAACUGCGCCACCUGGCUGCUCUUAAUUUUUCUAAGUUCUGUGAACCACUGGAAGAAGGCAAAGUUAAAGAAAGUGACACACACAAAUUGUGGCGAAACAUUGAACCUCAUUUGAAAAAAGCCAUGCAAACAGUUUAUCUUCGAGAGGUGUCCAGUCUUCAGUGGGAGCAGAUGCAAGAAAUGGAGGAAAAAGAAGCCGGAGCUGUGAGAGGUUUAUCAGCUCACACUCAUGUUGAAUUGCCUUAUUACUCCAAGUUUCUAUUGAUUGCUGCCUACCUGGCAUCGUACAACCCAGCCCGCACAGACAAACGUUUCUUCGUAAAGCAUCAUGGUAAAAUAAAAAAAGCUAAUUUUUUGAAGAAAAAUGAAAAGACCAGUAAUCAUCUCCUGGGACCUAAGCCCUUCCCUCUUGAUCGCAUGCUGGCAAUCUUCUACAGUGUUGUGGACAGCAGAGUGGCCCCAACAGCCAGCAUAUUCUCUCAGAUCUCCUCUUUGGUGACCUUGCAGCUGCUGAACCAGGUCAGUCACGAUGAUCAACUUGAUGCCCCUAAGUACAAGUGUGCCGUUUCUAUGGACUUCAUUUGUGCCAUCUCUAAGACAGUAAACUUUGAUAUUGUCAAGUAUUUGUACGACUUCCUCUGAGGCUGCUGUGCAAAGGAAGAGCUGACACACAUAGACAGUAAGACAUAAGGAGCUUUGCACUUGAAUGCACUUAAGCGCACGCAUGGUGUGAAAUUGGAGCUCAGACUGUUCAGCCUGGAUCCUGUUAAAAUAAUUCAGUUAUAGGACUGACCUCUAGUGGUGGCUUUAUGUGCACAAUGUAAAGUAAUGUGUUACAUUGGAGAAAAUAAUCAAAGAAAUUGAAAAAGUGAAAAUUUAUAUUUCAUGAAAUAGUAGCAAAAUAAAGUUAUUUUGAUAAUAAA